Molecule: messenger RNA, 2359 nt
Organism: Silurus meridionalis
Lineage: Eukaryota; Metazoa; Chordata; Actinopteri; Siluriformes; Siluridae
Product: chromaffin granule amine transporter
Exons: 16
Coding region: 145-1722 (525 amino acids)
Biological process (GO): transmembrane transport; xenobiotic transport; aminergic neurotransmitter loading into synaptic vesicle
Cellular component (GO): terminal bouton; synaptic vesicle membrane
Molecular function (GO): serotonin:sodium:chloride symporter activity; xenobiotic transmembrane transporter activity
Source: RefSeq, a predicted model, not a curated record
AACAGAGCUCGCAUAUAGGGUCCAACAAGGGACCUGGCACACAACUCACCUGUCCUGGACACACACACAAACACACACGCGCGCGCAUACACACUGACACUGACAGCGUGAAAGCCAAAGCAAAUGAAGUGAGCAGGUUUGGAAAUGGUUGUGUUCAAUCCAAUGGAGUGGAUCAGGAUGAGCAGGGGCUCUCGGCGCCUCGUGCUGGUGGUCGUGUGUGUGGCUCUGCUCCUGGAUAACAUGUUGCUGACUGUUGUGGUUCCCAUCAUCCCUACCUUCCUGUAUGCUAUUGAGCAUCAACCAAGUGAGCUUUCAUCAUUCUCCUCCUCCUCCUAUAAAUUGGAUGCAUCCUCUCCUCCCACUAUGGACCAGCCCACCUUCUCCGCCAUCUUCUCUCUCUAUAAUAACAUGACCUACACCAACACCAACACCAACACCAACACCGUGACCCAGGAAAACCUCACCAUAUCAACUGUUACCCCAAUCUACAAUGAGAACACCAGCAUUCCUGACUCCAGCCACUGCAAGGAGGACAAGAAGUUUCUAGAGGAUGAGAACAUAAGAGUCGGCCUCCUGUUUGCAUCCAAAGCUAUAGUGCAGCUUUUGGUCAACCCAUUUGUAGGUCCUCUGACCAACAGGAUCGGCUACCACAUACCCAUGUUCGCUGGGUUUGUCAUCAUGUUUGCCUCGACAAUAAUGUUUGCUUUCUCAGAAACGUACACCUUGCUGUUUUUUGCUCGUUCCCUCCAAGGAAUUGGCUCCUCCUUCUCCUCCGUUGCAGGACUGGGCAUGCUGGCCAGUGUGUACACUGAUGAUAAUGAGAGAGGGAUUGCCAUGGGGAUAGCACUCGGAGGUCUCGCCAUGGGUGUGCUCAUUGGUGCUCCUUUCGGCAGCGUCAUGUACGAGUUUGUAGGCAAAAGUUCUCCGUUCCUCAUCCUGGCCUUCCUCGCUCUGUUUGAUGGAGCACUUCAGCUUUGUAUCUUGCAGCCCUCUAGGAUAUCUCCCAGGGGUGUUGAGGGAACACCACUGCUAACUCUGCUGAAGGACCCUUACAUACUUAUCAGCGCAGGAUCGUUGUGUUUUGCCAACAUGGGCGUGGCCAUUUUAGAGCCCACUCUGCCUAUAUGGAUGAUGCAGACCAUGUGCUCACCAAAAUGGCAGCUUGGUGUGGCUUUUCUACCAGCCAGCGUGUCUUAUUUAAUUGGAACCAACCUGUUUGGCCUGCUGGCCAACAAAAUGGGCAGGUGGCUGUGCUCCAUGAUCGGCAUGGUCAUCAUUGGCAUCAGCCUCCUUUGCGUUCCUCUAGCCAAAAACAUCUACGGCCUUAUUGGCCCUAACGGAGGACUAGGAUUCGCGAUCGGGAUGGUCGAUUCAUCUAUGAUGGCUAUAAUGGGCUACCUGGUGGACAUCAGACACAUCUCUGUGUAUGGCAGCGUGUACGCCAUAGCGGAUGUAGCACUUUGUAUGGGGUUCGCUAUAGGUCCGUCUACUGGAGGCGCUAUAGUGCAAGUGAUUGGAUUCCCAUAUCUUAUGGUCAUCAUUGGGGUGGUCAAUAUACUUUAUGCACCACUGUGCUACUUUCUGAAAAACCCAGCUGCUCAGGAGGAGAAGAUGGCGAUUUUAAACCAGGAGUGUCCCAUGGACGUAAAGAGUUACAACACACAGCGUGAGUGUAGAGAGUUCCCCCUGAGUGACGAGAGCGAUGCUGACCCUGAGGAGUAACAUACACACACACACACACACACACACACACACACACACAGUAACAAAUAAAGCACUUGUUAUAGGGUUAUCUUGUUAUAGGUAAAGAACCUCCUGUUUACAACCUGAAGUCUCUGUGUUUUUUCCCUUAACAACAUAUGAGCGUUUUAUUCCUCUUUUACCGCCACAAUGUGUCAACGAUUACAACUGUGUUACAAAUUUGAUGACACAUGCAUUUUAGACAUUUUCCUAUUCUCACUAUAGCAGCUAUAAACACUCUUUCUCUCAUCUGCUUUUUUUUCUCUCUUGCUUUUGUUCUCUUCUCUUCACGUUAUAUGAAUUCGCAUAGUGUAAAACCAACUAUUCUGUGGAAAAAAGCAUUGCUGACACUGGAGACUCCACUUCCAAUUAAAUCAUUUUAAUAAACCAAUUUGAAGUAUCGGUAAUCCUCACACAACGUUAAAAGGAUAAUAUACAAGUAUGUGUUGUUUGGCGUAUAACCUGGAGUCUCUAUGUGUACUCAUAAAGAAAUUGUAAGGUAUUCGAAUGUAUUAUUAGUUCUGACCAAUCAGAAUGGAGUAUUUGAUAUGGUUGCAGUAUAAUGUGAUAUUAAUGCUGUUUUGUAUUUUAGCCAUGAUUUUAAUAAACUAUUUGCUUC